CCUGUCCUGCUUCCGGUUCCGGCCCGGCCCGGCCCAUGGCCGCCCCCGCCGCCGCCCGCCCCUAGGGCUCCCCCGCCCGGGCCCGGCCCGGCCCGGCCCCGGCUCCGCCUCCGUGCGCCCGGGCCCGGACAUGGGCCGCUGGUAGCGGCUGCGCCCGGUGCGCCCGGUGCGCCCGGCCCGGGCCUGCCCGAGCUCCCCCCGCCGGCCCCGAGCUCCCCCCGCCGGCCCCGAGCUCCGGCCCCGCCGGUCAGGAUGUCUUCGCGCUCCGCCCUGGCGGCGGGGAACGAGCGGAACGCGGACACACUCGCAGGCCUGGGGGGCAGCCGCUCGGAGAAGGGCUCGGCCUGGUCCAGCCGCUCGCUGGGUGCCCGCUGCCGCAACUCCAUUGCCUCCUGCCCCGAGGAGCAGCCCCACAUCGGCAACUACCGCCUGCUGCGCACCAUCGGCAAAGGCAACUUCGCCAAGGUCAAGCUGGCCCGGCACAUCCUCACCGGCCGCGAGGUGGCCAUAAAAAUCAUCGACAAGACGCAGCUGAACCCCACCAGCCUCCAGAAGCUCUUCCGGGAAGUUCGCAUCAUGAAGGGGCUGAACCACCCCAACAUUGUGAAACUGUUUGAGGUCAUUGAGACAGAGAAGACGCUGUACCUGGUGAUGGAGUAUGCCAGUGCUGGCGAAGUGUUCGACUACCUUGUGUCCCAUGGGAGGAUGAAGGAGAAGGAGGCACGUGCCAAGUUCAGACAGAUUGUCUCAGCUGUGCACUACUGCCACCAGAAAAACAUCGUCCACCGGGACCUCAAGGCAGAGAACCUGCUGCUGGAUGCUGAUGCCAACAUCAAGAUCGCUGACUUUGGGUUCAGCAACGAGUUCACGCUGGGCUCCAAGCUGGACACCUUCUGCGGGUCCCCGCCUUACGCUGCCCCUGAGCUCUUCCAGGGCAAAAAGUACGACGGCCCUGAGGUCGACAUCUGGAGCUUGGGCGUCAUCCUCUACACCCUGGUCAGCGGCUCCCUGCCCUUCGAUGGCCACAACCUCAAGGAGCUGCGGGAGCGGGUGCUGCGGGGCAAGUACCGGGUGCCCUUUUACAUGUCUACCGACUGCGAGAACAUCCUGCGCCGGUUCCUGGUCCUGAACCCGGCCAAGCGCUGCACCCUGGAGCAAAUCAUGAAGGACAAGUGGAUCAACAUUGGUUAUGAGGGCGACGAGCUGAAGCCCUACAAAGAGCCCGAGGAGGACUUUGGAGACGCCAAGCGUAUUGAGGUGAUGGUGGGCAUGGGCUACACCCGGGAGGAGAUCAAGGAGUCCCUGAGCAACCAGAAGUACAACGAGGUGACGGCCACCUACCUCCUGCUGGGCAGGAAGAACGAGGUGGAGGCAGGCGAGUCACGUACGGGCAGCAGCCUCUCCCUGGCCCGGGUGCGGGCACCCAGCGAGGUGGCCAACGGCACCGGCAAGCCAUCCUCGCAUGGCAAGAGCCAGCGCGGUGCCACCACCUACCACCGGCAGCGGCGGCACAGUGACUUUUGCGGCCCCUCGCCGGUGCCCAUGCACCCCAAGCGCAGCCCCACCAGCGCAGGCGACGCGGAGCUGAAGGAGGAACGUAUGCCCACCCGCAAGGCCAGCUGCAGCGUGGUGAGCAGCGGGCGCGGGAUGCCCCCCUCUAGCCCCAUGGUCAGCAGCGCCAACAACCCCAACAAGUCUGAGAUCCCCGACCGGCACAAGGACGGAGCCAUCAACACGGGACCCGCUGCCUUCCAGAACAACCUCCCCUCGAGCGUGAUGGCACGCAGGAACACCUACGUCUGCACCGAGCGCCCAGGCACCGACCGCCACUCGCUGCUGCAGAACGGCAAGGAGAACAGCUCCGUCGCCGGCCGGGUGCCGCCAGCGUCACCCUCCAGCCACAGCAUUGCCGCAGCCUCCUCGGAGCGGGCCCGCCUGGCGCGGGGCACCACGGUCCGCAGCACCUUCCACGGCGGGCAAGUGCGGGAUCGGCGAACGGGGGGCGGUCCCAACGGGCCCCCCGCCUCCCCGACGCUGGCACCCGAGGCCUUGCCAUUGCCCCAGAGCCGCUCGCGGGCCACCUCCAACCUCUUCAGCAAGCUGACCUCCAAGCUGACCCGCAGGGUCGCAGACGAACCUGAGAGAAUCGGGGGACCUGCGCUCACAAGUUGCCAUCUACCUUGGGAUCAAAAGGAAGCCGAACCCCGGCUGCUCCGAUGCCCCUGGCAUGUGAAGGUGACGAGCGCCCGGUCGGCCGAGGCGGUGAUGGCGGCGCUGCAGCAGGCCACCCUCUCGGCCGGCUGCCGCGCCCGCCAGCCCCAGCCCUUCCUGCUCUCCUGCACCCACGACCGGGGCCCCAGCGAGCACUUCUGCCAUUUCGAGGCUGAGGUUUGCCGGAUCCAGCGCCUCGGCCUCCACGGCGUGCUCUUCCGGCGCCUGGCUGGCACUGCUGGCGCUUUCCGUGCCACCUUGGCACGUGUGUCCGGUCAGCUCCAGCUCUAGGGACCUGCCGGAGCUGGGACCCCCGCCUUGAGGGCUGCAUCCCUCCCCGGGGGAGGCACUGGAGCUGGGACCCGGAGCUGCAUUGGCACCAGGACCCCCCCCCAAACCCCGGGGCUGCAUCGGCAUUGGGAGCCCCCCGGGCUGCACCGGAUCCGGCACCUAGGGCUGCAGUGGUGUUGGGGACACACACCCCUCCCCCCCCGGGGUGUGUCAGAUCCAGCACCCGGGGCUCUAUCGACACUGGGACCCCCACAAGGAUGCACCGGAUCUAUGGCUCCCACCCUGGGGGCUGCAUCGGCACCGGGACACCACCACCACUACCCCCCCUGCCCCCGGGAGCUGCACUGGCACUGGCACUGGCGGGGUCUGGAAAGGAGCCAGGCCCCCCUAGGGCUGCCUUGGAUCUGGGGCACCCACCCGGGGGUCCUUCCUUGGCGCCAGCAUCCCCUUGGGGACAUCAGCACCAGCACCCGGGGGCUUGCGGCAGCUCGGGGCCACACGCUGAUGGCAGCUCAGGGACCCGGGGUGCCCUGGGGCCCACCCCAGGUGUCGCGGGCUCUGGGACCCCUUGGCUGUCUGUGGGGCUGUUGGCUCUGGGACCCCAGCACCCCUGGACUCUGGGACCUUGGGGACAUUGGUGCCAAGACCUUGGGGUCCACUGGCUCCAGGACCCCAGGGACUACCAGCUCUGGGACCUUGGAGACAUCCGCUCUGGGACCUAGGGGUCUGGGACCUUGGGGACAUAAUUUUGGGAUCUUGAGGUCCCCCAGCUCCUAGACAUGGGGUUCUACAUCACCUCCAGUCCCCUGGAUCCCCACUUCCACGCCACCUCUGGCUCCCCAGAGCUGUAGCUGCAUCCUGGGGUCCCCCAGAGCGUGCCUCUCCCUCCCUAGGGGAUUGUCCCUGUGUCCCCCCAGCCCUGUACAGCCUGUAAAUACGGCCCUGGGCCCCAGAGCUCUGGUGUCACCCCCUCCCUUCCCCCCCUCCCCCCCCCCCAGCACAUUUUUAAGUUAUUCCUGCCCUGGUCUGUACGAGAACCCCCAAAUAAAGAUAGGAGACCCA
Phalacrocorax carbo (great cormorant) is the source of this 3564-nucleotide messenger RNA. The record is from RefSeq and is a predicted model, not a curated record. NCBI's taxonomy places the organism in Eukaryota, Metazoa, Chordata, Aves, Suliformes, Phalacrocoracidae.